Lotus japonicus is the source of this 1143-nucleotide messenger RNA. Its product is annotated as protein FAR1-RELATED SEQUENCE 5-like. The transcript is spliced from 3 exons. Gene Ontology annotation, biological process: regulation of DNA-templated transcription. The record is from RefSeq and is a predicted model, not a curated record. Gene Ontology annotation, molecular function: zinc ion binding. The coding region runs from base 1 to 1143 and encodes 380 amino acids. NCBI's taxonomy places the organism in Eukaryota, Viridiplantae, Streptophyta, Magnoliopsida, Fabales, Fabaceae.
AUGAAGGGUAAAGAACCUACUGCAGUCAUCACCUAUGGUGCCCCUGCAAUGCGAAAUGCAAUUACUCGAAUAUUACCUAAAGUUCAUCAUCGGUUGUGUGCGUGGCAUCUCUUACAAAAUGCUCAAAGAAAUAUUGGGGAUACUAAUUUUGUGAAAGGAUUGUAUGAGAAGAGGCACAUGUGGGCUACUUCUUUAAUGCGGGGAAAGUUCUUUUCUGGUUGCCGAACUACAUCACGCUGCGAAGGUAUGCAUUCCCAAAUUGGUCGCAUUGUGCGUUCCAGGAACAACUUACUUGAAUUUGUGCAGUAUUUUGAGCGCUAUGUGGAUUACAUGCGUUGGAGAGAAGUUGAUGCAGACUAUAAGUCAGUGGUUGGAGAUGCUACAUUGCAGACAAACGUACGAGGGUUGGAACGAUGUGCUGCCAAUGUAUACACUAGGACUGUUUUCCUCAAAUUUCGACCCUGGCUACAUAGUGGAAGCGUAAUGAAGGUAGCAGCGAUAAAGGAGACGUCAUCAUGUGUCAUAUACUCGCUGUAUAAGUAUCCUAAACCGGGUAAGCUGUGGCAUGUGGCUCAUGACGAAAAGCUGUCUACGUUUAGAUGUUCUUGUCAGCGGAUGGAGACUUUUGGGCUUCCCUGUGAUCACAUAAUUGGUCUGCUGGUGCAUCUUGACAUUGACGUCAUACCAGAUUCUCUAUUAUUGCCAAGGUGGAAUAAGGCAGCAAAAGAAUGUAUGAAAGUGAACGGUGAAUCGGCCUUCAAAUUCUGGGAGUCAACAGUUUUGGCUAGGUUGGGUUCCUUGGUCAUGAGAAGCAGAGAAAUGUUUAACUUGGGCUGUGAAUCUAUGGAGGACUAUUUGGAUACGGUGGAUGUAAUGGCGAAGCAUGUAGAGAAACUGAAGACAAAAAAUAUUGCUGCCAAGGGAGCAUGCGAUGAUAACGGUGACACCCCAAAUGAUGCGUUUGACAAUGUAAAAAAUCCUAAUGUUAUUAGGAGCAAAGGAGGUGGUGGAACCCCGGGUGGGAGUGGAAACAAGGCCAAAAGAAAGUGCACUGUUUGUAAGAUGGAAGGGCACAACAAAACUACUGAAGGUUUGUCAAGGGUGCAUGAGGAGAAUUAUUAUUAUGUAGUUGAAGCAAAGUGA